Molecule: messenger RNA, 2902 nt
Organism: Symphalangus syndactylus (siamang)
Lineage: Eukaryota; Metazoa; Chordata; Mammalia; Primates; Hylobatidae
Gene: VPS51
Product: VPS51 subunit of GARP complex
Biological process (GO): Golgi organization; endocytic recycling; Golgi vesicle transport
Cellular component (GO): GARP complex; EARP complex; membrane
Source: RefSeq, a predicted model, not a curated record
UUGAGACCAGCCUGGCCAAUAUGGUGAAACCCUCUCUCUACUAAAAAUAAAAAAAUUAGCUGGGUGUGAUGGCAGGCACCUGUAAUCCCAGCUACUCGGGAGGCUGAGGUGGGAGAAUCGCUUGAACCUGGGAGGCGGAGGCUGCGGUGAGCCAAGAUCACAUCACUGCACUCCAGCCUAGGCAGCAGAGCAAGACUGUCUGAAAGAAAAAUAAUAAUAAGAAGAAGAAUCCCUGACACCAAGGAAACCUCAGUAAGGUGUAGUUUCUCUUAUUAUUGAUAGCUUUCUUUUCUGCUCCAGAGAAGAAAAGGUGGUCUUGUCCCUCCCUUUCUUUCUUUCUCCCUUCCCUCCUUAACUAAGCAAAGAGAGAAGAUGUAUGAUAUUAAGGGGCACAAAGAUCAUGUUGAGGCUUUUUUUUUCUUCUGUCCUCUUUAUUCUCCAGUGCCAGGCAGUGUUCCGCUAUUUUCCACACUAGCUUCUGUGCUGUUCUGAGGAGAUGUACUACUCAGACUUUUGUAGUAAUUGUACACCCAUGUGUAGUAAGUCCAGGAGCCAGAUCCAAAGGGUUUACCUGCAGCCUGUGGAAUGUUCUGGGAGCAUAUGUGGGGUUGCAUUCUGAUGUCUGUUACUCUCAUGUCACAGUGGUGGGUGUGGUAACCUAUACACAUUGUUCUUUUAUCUGAUUUGAAGCAGAUUCCAUGAGUAGGCACCCUUCUGUUAGCUAAUACGAGCAUCAAAAUGGCAAGAAAUCAUAGUUUCUCUGCUGGGAUAUUUCUCACAGGAAUUUAACACCAUCCGGAAGAUGAAGAACGAUUUCCGGAAGAUGGAGGAUGAGAUGGACCGGCUGGCCACUAACAUGGCAGUGAUCACCGACUUCAGCGCGCGCAUCAGUGCCACGCUGCAGGACCGCCACGAGCGCAUCACCAAGCUGGCAGGGGUCCACGCGCUGCUGCGGAAGCUGCAGUUCCUCUUUGAGCUGCCCUCGCGCCUCACCAAGUGCGUGGAACUGGGCGCCUACGGGCAGGCGGUGCGCUACCAGGGCCGCGCGCAGGCCGUGCUGCAGCAGUACCAACACCUGCCCUCGUUCCGCGCCAUCCAGGACGACUGCCAGGUCAUCACGGCCCGUCUGGCCCAGCAGCUGCGGCAGCGCUUCAGGGAGGGCGGCUCAGGCGCCCCGGAGCAGGCAGAGUGCGUGGAGCUGCUGCUGGCCCUGGGCGAGCCUGCGGAGGAGCUGUGCGAGGAGUUCCUGGCGCACGCCCGCGGCCGGCUGGAGAAGGAGCUGAGAAGCCUGGAGGCCGAGCUGGGGCCCUCGCCUCCGGCUCCCGACGUGUUAGAGUUCACCGACCAUGGAGGCAGUGGCUUCGUGGGCGGCCUCUGCCAGGUGGCGGCGGCCUACCAGGAGCUGUUUGCGGCCCAGGGCCCAGCAGGUGCCGAGAAGCUGGCGGCCUUCGCCCGGGAGCUGGGUAGCCGCUAUUUUGCGCUGGUGGAGCGGCGGCUGGCGCAGGAGCAGGGUGGUGGUGACAACUCACUGCUGGUGCGGGCGCUGGACCGUUUCCACCGGCGCUUGCGGGCUCCCGGGGCCCUGCUGGCCGCUGCUGGGCUCGCAGACGCUGCCACGGAGAUCGUGGAACGAGUGGCCCGCGAGCGCCUGGGCCACCACCUGCAGGGUCUCCGGGCGGCCUUCCUGGGCUGCCUGACUGACGUCCGCCAGGCGCUGGCAGCGCCUCGCGUGGCUGGGAAGGAGGGCCCUGGCCUGGCCGAGUUGCUGGCCAAUGUGGCCAGCUCCAUCCUGAGCCACAUUAAGGCCUCUCUGGCAGCAGUGCACCUUUUCACCGCCAAAGAGGUGUCCUUCUCCAACAAGCCCUACUUCCGGGGUGAGUUCUGCAGUCAGGGUGUCCGUGAGGGCCUCAUCGUGGGCUUCAUCCGCUCUAUGUGCCAGACGGCUCAGAGCUUCUGCGACAGCCCUGGGGAGAAGGGGGGUGCCACACCACCUGCCCUGCUCCUGCUGCUCUCCCGCCUCUGCCUGGACUACGAGACGGCCACCAUCUCCUACAUACUUACUCUCACUGAUGAACAGUUUCUGGUGCAGGAUCAGUUCCCAGUGACGCCCGUGAGCACACUGUGUGCAGAGGCCAGGGAAACGGCGCGGCGGCUGCUGACCCACUACGUGAAGGUGCAGGGCCUGGUCAUAUCACAGAUGCUGCGCAAGAGCGUGGAGACUCGCGACUGGCUCAGCACUCUGGAGCCCCGGAAUGUGCGAGCCGUCAUGAAGCGGGUGGUGGAGGAUACCACCGCCAUCGACGUGCAGGUGGGGCUCCUGUACGAAGAGGGUGUUCGCAAGGCCCAGAGCAGCGACUCCAGCAAGAGGACCUUCUCCGUGUACAGCAGCUCUCGGCAGCAGGGCCGCUACGCCCCCAGCUAUACCCCCAGUGCCCCGAUGGACACCAACCUCUUGAGCAAUAUCCAGAAGCUAUUCUCUGAACGUAUUGAUGUGUUCAGCCCUGUGGAGUUCAACAAGGUCUCGGUGCUGACUGGCAUCAUCAAGAUCAGCCUGAAGACGCUGCUGGAGUGUGUGCGGCUGCGCACCUUUGGGCGCUUCGGGCUGCAGCAGGUGCAAGUGGACUGCCACUUUCUGCAGCUCUACCUGUGGCGUUUUGUGGCCGACGAAGAACUCGUGCACCUGCUGCUAGACGAAGUGGUGGCCUCGGCUGCCCUGCGCUGCCCAGACCCUGUGCCCAUGGAGCCCAGUGUGGUCGAGGUCAUCUGCGAGCGCGGCUAGGCGCAGCCGCUGCCAUGCACCGGCCUGUCCCGGGACCCUAUGGCACCCAGGCUCUGGUCUCGGUGGUCCUUCCCCGCAGGCAGGUGUCAGGACCCGCCUAAUAAAAACAUGUGUGGCCUCCUC